AUGCCGGUGGACACGUCGAUGGGGUUCAAUUCCAAGGAAAAACACAUCUACCCCAUUGGCAUGCCCCAGGCGCGAGGAUCCAGCUCCGCCAUCUUGCCCAUCCGAGAGGUAGCCAUGAUGCUGCUCAUGGAGAAGUUGACGGACAAGCCGAAUUGGCACGAAAAGGUGUUUGACGAGGCCAUUGUGCAGAAGUGGCGGCAGGAGGCGAGGACGCAGUCAGAAAAUAGCCUCUUCACGCGGAUCAUCGAGGGGAAGCAUGUGUAUAGGAAUGAGAUUCCCAUGCCGCAAGUCAGGAUUAUCUCUGAUGAGGCUUUUGAGUUUUGUAUUGCUGAGUUGCGCAACAAGGCUGCGUACUUUGUCAAGAUGGGGCUGAUUCCUACUCUUGACUCGGCGGGGAACACGAUUGUCAAGUCUGAUACUGUUGUCAGUGCUCAACUCUGGGAUGAGCUGAGAAAAUCGUUUGAGACGCUCCGAGCGGACCAGGCUGCGAACGUGGACUGGCACCCUGGGACCAAUGACAUGGUGCAGAACCUGGUUCACCCGUCCAUGUAUCCGUUCGUCUUUGGGCGAUCUAGCUUCAUCUACGAAGAAGAGGUCGACAGAGAAAACGCCUUUGCCUCCGUCGGUAAAGGGAGCAUUGUGCCUGAAAUCACCCGCUUUCCAGAUUACGGAAAUAGAUUUCUCAACGUAGCCUGGAUGACGGGCAGCCGAGGCAUCGUUCCAACUGAAUAUCGCUCGAGCUUGUACCAGUGGUUGCCAACCAAUGUCGCAUUUCGAGAGGACGGGACAGCCAAGUUGACCAGCUAUGUCAACAAUCUGCACCCGAGAAAGUAUCCAGCUAUUUAUGAGGCAAUUGAACAUGCUAUCGAUGCAGCCAUUCCGGCGUGGGAUCAGUGCCUUCGAGAGAAUCUGGGAUAUAGAGAAAACAUUACCGCCGGAAGAGAGGAUUCGCGCUUCGACUUGAUUACGGAGGCCAGCGACGAAGACGAUAAUCUGUGGACGGUGACGAAGGUGUAUCAAAUGCCAGAGGACCACGAGUACAAUCGGUACAUGUACGUAGAUCCCGACACGAUCAAGCCAAGCAUGGGCGAACCCAUUCUCCCCGGCGAAUGGGUUGAAGGCCGCGAACCCAUUCUCCCAGAGCCGAAUGCCUUUGAGGAGAUUGACUACACUCCUCCACAGAGGCUGCGCGAAAAGUUCAAGGAGCACGGGCUGCAGGUCAUUGUCAAGAUAGCCAGCAUCGAGCUGACGCCGGAGAAGCCUUACUUUCCGGCUGGCUCGUGGCAUGUUGAGGGGCAGAUGAAUGAGAGGAUAUGUGCCACGGCGCUGUUCUAUCUCGAUAGUGAGAACGUCACGGACAGCCAUCUGUCGUUCCGCAUGCAGACAAACAGCUGGCUUCAGGACGAGAUUAGCACGGGUCAAGACCAGUACAACUAUCUGGAGCGUGUCUAUGGCACGACUCUUGGACAUGGAUCGCCUUGUUUGCAGAAUUACGGCGAUGUGCGAACGUGUCCGGGACGGCUGCUUGCUUUCCCCAACGUCUUUCAACAUCGAGUCUCGUCGUUCAGACUCAAAGACGCCACCAAGCCGGGGCACAGGAGAUUCCUGGCGCUGUGGCUGGUUGAUCCGCAUGAGCGCAUCGUGUCUACGGCUAAUGUGCCGCCGCAACAGAAGGACUGGUGGACCGAGUCGUUGCCGGAUAUGAAGAGGGAGGAUGGUAUCAAGGAAGAGGUCCCGGAGAGCCUCAUGACGGUGGAGGAGGCGCGCGAGCACCGGCUGAGGCUGAUGCAGGAGCGGUCGCGGUACGAGGCCAAGGCGGAGCAGACGGUUCAGAGUGUAUCCUAUAAUUUCUGCGAGCACUAA
Molecule: messenger RNA, 1863 nt
Organism: Trichoderma citrinoviride
Lineage: Eukaryota; Fungi; Ascomycota; Sordariomycetes; Hypocreales; Hypocreaceae
Exons: 6
Coding region: 1-1863 (620 amino acids)
Source: RefSeq, a predicted model, not a curated record